Molecule: messenger RNA, 1290 nt
Organism: Fraxinus pennsylvanica
Lineage: Eukaryota; Viridiplantae; Streptophyta; Magnoliopsida; Lamiales; Oleaceae
Source: the annotation of a GenBank genome assembly
AUGGAGAGUGCUUAUCAAGGUGAUUUAGCCGAUGUAGUUCGAGCCAGCGGUGGUACUGGUGCAAUAGGCAGAAGCAACGAUUCUUCCGAGGCACCAAUCUUGAAAUCCGACUGGCAGUUCCCGAGCAUCGAGAUCGAAGAACCAAUUGAUGAUUUUGGUGAUCCAUUUUCCAUAAUGGGAGAUCCACUUCUUCACGAUAUUGAUACACCAUUGUUGCCCGUGUCCAUGUCCAUGUCCGUGCCCGUUUCAGGUUUCUUGAAUACUGGAAGUACGGGAAGGUUUAGUGGUAGUGGUGGUGGUGGUGGUGGUGAUGGUGAUAGCAGUGAAAAUAACAGUAUUCUUGAUGAUAAUAGAAAACGGUAUCCUAGCAUCUUUUCGAGGGUGCAGAUCUCUGCUAAUUCAAAAUUUCCCUUAUCGCCGCCAUGUGAUUCUCCGAUGGGUUCAGCUCCUUUGUUAGUUUCUAAUGAUCAUAGGGUUUCUCAAAAUAGUUUCGAAGGUUGCUUGGUGGAAAGUCCUAGUGUGGGUGUGCAGAUCUCGUCUCCGCGAAAUACGGGCAUCAAACGAAGGAAGAGUCAAGCCAAGAAUAUAGUUUGUAUUCCGGCUCCUGCGCCUGCGAAUUGCAGACCCAGUGGAGAAAUUGUUCCUUCUGAUCUUUGGGCCUGGAGAAAGUAUGGUCAGAAACCCAUUAAAGGCUCCCCUUAUCCAAGGGGCUACUAUAGAUGUAGCAGUUCAAAGGGUUGUUCUGCAAGGAAACAAGUCGAACGUAGCCGGACCGACCCGAACAUGUUAGUCAUCACCUACACUUCUGAGCACAAUCAUCCAUGGCCAACUCAAAGAAAUGCUCUAGCAGGAUCCACAAGAUCUCAGCCAUCAAAGAACAGUAGUUCAGCUCCCAAGAAUUCAUCUUCUGAUCAUCAGGGCCAAAAGUCUACAAACCCAAAAGAAAUCAAUACAGAAAAUGUAUCUUCACCUUCUGUGAAAGAGGAAACGGGUCAAGAUUGUAACAAGAAGUUAGAAACGACUCAUGAUAUCGAAUUGAGUGAAGGGUUUCGAGAGAGCUAUAAGCCGGCAUUAUCGGCCGAUGACAGCAACCAAGCCGAAGACUUCUUCGCAGAAUUGGGUGAGAUCGGAGCCGACCCUUUAGAUCUCUUGUUCACUCAAGGACUUUCUGGAGAAGAAGCCGAAGAACACAAGACCUCAAAUCCAUUCAGUUUCUUUAAUUGGAGUACUGGAGGAAACAGUAACAACCUUAACAGCUCCUCCUUUGGAGAAACUAAGAAGGAUUCAUAG